AUGGAACGUGUUGUCUGUUGCGUGUUCCAGAGUUCCAGAAUGCUGUGUUCCAGGGGCAUGUUCCAGCAGUGGAGUCUAGCGGUGUUCCUGCUGUGCUCCCCUGUCCCUCUCUAUGGGAGACCCAUCCAUGCUCUCACUAACAGAAUGUAAGUCUCUGUUUUUCAAUAGUUUACAAACUGUAGAUUCUUUCCAUUUCACUGUCUAUUCAUUAUCAUAUUACCUCCUUUUUGAAUAUUAAAUGGUACAAGAAAAGGUAAUGGCAGUAAAUUAAUCAAUGACAACUUUUAAACCAAUCACUGGAAUCACUUUUAAGUUUGAUGUAUCACAUGACUGCUUUAUUCCAUCCGUUGUUUGUUGAUUUGAGAAAAGAGGUGUAGAUAUGCGGACAAGAAUAGAUCUACUGUAUGUUCAGUGGUCUGAGUGUAGAAAAAGAUGACAGAAGAACAUCAAAUGACAUACAUUUACAUUUUAUAUUUUAGUCAUUUAGCAGACGCUCUUAUCCAGAGCAACUUACAGUUAGUGAGUGCAUACAUUUUCAUACUGGCCGACAUACUAAAUUUGUAUUUUUAUUCAAUACAUUAUAUUAUAUACUUUAUGGAAUAUAUUUGAUGGAAUAUAAUAUGUUUAUGGAAUAUAUUUGAUGGAAUAUAAUAUGUUUAUGGAAUAUAUUUGAUGGAAUAUAAUAUGUUUCUGGAAUUUUUUAAAUAAUUGGUCAAUCGUCUAUAUUUUAGACCUGCAUGUACAGUAUUUGAGUUGUCUCAUGUGAAAACAAAAGUUAUCAUGAAUUCACGCCUACAUGAAUCCUAACUCCCUGCGUUAAAGUUUGGAUUGACAUUUUGGUGGUGCGGGUGACAUGUUUUUGGUGUUAAAUAUAUGCGUCAUAGCAUGUUAUGGUCCUUUCUCACAUUAUAGUGUUCACAUAGAACAGCUUCCAGCUUCCACUGUCUUGUUUAUGCUACCCACCUAUUAAAGGUCUACUGGAACAUGACCUUGGCUGUCAUUCAACAGUCAACGCCUCACAAGUAGGUCGUUCAGAGGCACUGUACUGUACUGUAGGUAGGUACCACUGUACACAAGACAGCUGUAAGAGAAAGUGAUAGGUUGAUAGGUAGGGUUGUAAAUACAAUCUCUGCGAAGAUUCAGUGUCUCCUACUGAGACUCAAUUUGUCAGCUCUCUCUGGUGCUCCUGAAGGGGUGUUGCAAAGAGACCAACUCCAUUUAAUUUGACUUAAUUGAAAUGGAGCUGUCCCCAACCUGAGAUUAUUUUCCUUUGCCAUCUACUCUUACAAAGAGAGUGAGUCCAGUUUAAACAAUCUCCUUCUCCCCUCUCCAUUCAGGAGGAGGUCAGUGAGCCACGCCCAGCUGAUGCACGACAAGGGCCGUUCCCUGCAUGAGUUCAAGAGACGCCAGUGGAUCCAGCAACUACUAGACCAAGUCCACACGUCCGACAGCGAGCGAGCCCCACCUCCCCAGAGCAGGAGCAACGCCAAUGGGGGCAACGCCAAUGGGGGCCACAGCACCUUCAGCGGGAGCUCUCUAUCCUCCCCAAAACCCUCUGGAGGGACCAAGAACCUCCCCCUGAGCUUCCGGCUGGGAGGGGAGGGGGGCAACCUCCCCCAGGAGACCAACAAAUCUCUGGCCUACAAACACCAACCGCUGAAGGUGGUCACCAAGAGGAAAAAGAAGGUGAAGGGAGAGAGAGGGAGACGGAAGGAGAGUGAGAAGAGGAGGCGGAGGGCUCGCUCUGUAGUCACAAGUCUUACGACACAAAGAGAGGAGUCACAGAGGACACAAGACACUGGGUGA
Molecule: messenger RNA, 1806 nt
Organism: Coregonus sp. 'balchen'
Lineage: Eukaryota; Metazoa; Chordata; Actinopteri; Salmoniformes; Salmonidae
Source: the annotation of a GenBank genome assembly